ACGGACAGCAGUGCAGCGCCCUCUCCCUCAGAGCUGCAGCUUUUCUCAUUAUUAUCUCUCCCUCCUUCACUGCGAGAGACCAACGCCAAAGAUGCAGAAUCUAACACGCAAAAUAACCACAACCAAAGAGAAUCUGAGGGGAUUUACGCUCCGGAUGUAGGAGAUAUGGAGACACAGGAUGGAGGAUGUCCAUCUGAGGAGGACACAAACAUUCAGGACAGCAGCAAGGCCGAACAAACAGCAGGAGGGAAAUGCAGCGACAGUAUUUCUGUUGGAGAAGAGGAUGAUGAUGAGGCUUUGGACACCUGCAGAGCUCCUUCUACAUCCACCAACAGUCCCGUGUUUCCCAGCUGCAUGAUGGUCUCUCCUCGGCAGAGAGUUGCACACAAAUGCACUCAGUGUGGAAAGUGCUUCAUUUACCGCUAUGAGCUGCUGGAGCAUCAGAGGCUGCACACCGGAGAAAACCCUUACAAGUGCUCUCAGUGCGGAAAGGCCUUCAGGACGACCUCUGAGAUGUCGACUCACAGGCGGACUCAGUGCACAAAGGCAGCGUACGUCUGCAUCAAAUGUGGGAACAGCUUUCAGUCAAUACAGGACAAAUUCAGACACCAGUGUGGUCAAAGCGUCCAAAAGUUUGACUGUCCUCAGUGCGGAAAAAGCUUCAAGACAAAGUACUUGCUGGGUAAACACGAGCUGACACACGCUAAGAACCGCGUCUUCACGUGCAGACAGUGUGGCGAGGGUUACCCCACUAUGAGCGAGCUGAGAUCCCACCAGAAGACGCAUCCUCCCGAGCUGUCCAACCAGUGCAGGCAGUGUGGGAAGUUUUACAGCUCCGCCGCCUGUUUGACAGCCCACGAGCUGCGCCACAAACAACAGAGGACGCAGAUUUGUAAACAGUGUGGCAAAGCUUUCAUAAACAAGCACGACCUGACUCUUCACAUGCGCAGUCACACCGGAGAGAGGCCGUUUCAGUGCACGUACUGCGGGAAACGUUUCUCCGUGUCAGGAAACCUGAACAUACACGUCAGGAUCCACACGGGGGAGAAACCGUAUCUCUGCUCCGACUGCGGCAAGGCUUUUGUUUCAGCCGGCGAGCUGCAGAUACACAGACGCAGCCACACGGGGGAGAAGCCGUACAAGUGCACCGUUUGCGGGAAGGGAUUCACCAUGGCGAGCAAAGUGACGGUUCACAUGCGCGUUCACACCGGAGAGCGCCCUUACAUCUGCUCUGAGUGUGGGAAAGGUUUUUCACGAGGCAGCGAGUUGAAGAAACACACCAUGAACCACGCAGGUGUGCGACCGUACGCUUGUCACCUGUGUGCAAAGACCUACACCUGCCUCAACCACCUGAAGAGACACAUAAAAACUCACAGCGUCGUGCAAAACCACACCGUCUAAUUCAUUUGAUUAUCCGCUGCUAUUUAAUCAAAUCAAUGCCAUAUUCAUGCAACUACUGCAGAAACAGAGAGACAAAACUUCGCGAGGUGCACAGAGAAGGGAAUCACAUUAAAGGACAUCGAUGCAAAAAGCCUGCACUGAUUGUGUUGUUGACUAUAAACUGUAAUUAGUUUCAUCCUCUGUUGCAAAAUGUCUUAAUUAAUGGAUCGACAUCCGUUUACUCGUGCUGCAUUCAGACGGUGUUCACAAACAUUUUAACCUUUGAAACUUUAGGAAUUAGUUUGAUUUCUUUCAAAGACACGAAAAAAAACAUAAUGAGCAACCUGGCAAGAAUUGUUGCAAAAAUAAAUGACUGAAGAGAGUCUUUGCACAGCUGAAUGUGUGAGCGGUGCAUCGGAGGAAGGUGCAGUUAUAAACAAAGACACUCCCAUUUACUGCUGACAUAUUUACUGAAUGAAUAAAACGUUACUCUUUUUCAUUCAGCAAAUGUGUCAGCAGGAAGCAGGACAGUGUGCGGGAGUUUCUCUCUUUGUUUGCAAAAGAAAUAAGUAAAAGGUGAUGAGAAAAUGAUCAAAAAAUAAG
This is a messenger RNA of Plectropomus leopardus (leopard coralgrouper), 1983 nucleotides long. RefSeq lists its product as uncharacterized. Lineage: Eukaryota; Metazoa; Chordata; Actinopteri; Perciformes; Serranidae. Gene Ontology annotation, molecular function: DNA-binding transcription factor activity, RNA polymerase II-specific; RNA polymerase II cis-regulatory region sequence-specific DNA binding. Gene Ontology annotation, biological process: regulation of transcription by RNA polymerase II. The record is from RefSeq and is a predicted model, not a curated record.